AUGACUGUUCAUCUUGCGAAAUCACCGACGCUUGCAAUAAUGCAGGGUCGCGUCUAUGUGCGUAAUAAGGUCCUCGAAGCUCAUCCAAGGAAGCCGGAGCUGAAUAUUUACCUCGCACAUUGUGAGGGUCGACCCUUUGUUGUGAAGCCUGUUCCCAAGUCAAUAUUUGAACAUUGCAUGCUCCUCAAAAGGGAGUUUCCAGAUGCUUGGCAACUCCGAACACAUGUGGAUGCCAACGAAGAUGAACUCACCCUUGUUUAUGAUUACUUUGAGCAUGACUUGCUUUCUCUAGUACAGAACAACUCAAAUUUAUCUCUCAAAGCAAGAAAAUUCGUAUUGCAACAGGUCGGACAGGCA
This is a messenger RNA of Aspergillus novofumigatus IBT 16806, 357 nucleotides long. RefSeq lists its product as uncharacterized. The annotation marks the transcript as partial. NCBI's taxonomy places the organism in Eukaryota, Fungi, Ascomycota, Eurotiomycetes, Eurotiales, Aspergillaceae. The transcript has 3 exons. The record is from RefSeq and is a predicted model, not a curated record.